Messenger RNA from Necator americanus (New World hookworm), 246 nucleotides. RefSeq lists its product as uncharacterized. The transcript has 2 exons. The coding region runs from base 1 to 246 and encodes 81 amino acids. The record is from RefSeq and is a predicted model, not a curated record. NCBI's taxonomy places the organism in Eukaryota, Metazoa, Nematoda, Chromadorea, Rhabditida, Ancylostomatidae.
AUGGGUACAUUAAUCUUCAUAGCGCUCAUAGUUGGUUCUCAAACUCCGAAGAGCGACGACGUCGCCACCGGCACCAACAAGCCGCAAUGGACCGAUAUUGAACCGCUAUUUGUACUGGAUUUAACAAGAAGAGAACUAAAAAUUGGAGCAAGGGCUUGUAAAGAAGGAGAAGCUAAACUUGCCACUGUAAAGUCUCAACCUUCUAAACCUUUGAGAGCUGUUUAUGUAUCAACGAACACAAUAUAG